Molecule: messenger RNA, 1683 nt
Organism: Funneliformis mosseae
Lineage: Eukaryota; Fungi; Glomeromycota; Glomeromycetes; Glomerales; Glomeraceae
Source: the annotation of a GenBank genome assembly
AUGGUUUGGUCGGAACUAUCUUCGGAACCUUUAAGUCCACCACCUCCCUUUACAGAAACUGACCAAAAUGAUCUAAACAGAUUAACUCAUGAUAGAGCACCCGCUUACUCUUUUUAUCCGUCAACCUCUGGUUCAUGUUUUGAACUUCAUACCCUUGGCAGCGUUCUUUAUACAAAAGAUAAAUUUCUUUGUGGGGAUAUCCUUGACGACAGAUAUUUUCUCUUGGGAACUAAUGCUGGCUUAGAUUUUAUAGAUUUAUUUCUUCCUUCCGAACAACAAACACCAAAAAGAAUUAUACAUGAUGUGCGGUUUAAGCAAAUAUCGGUUUUACAAACUGGUCGAUACAGAGCUUUAUUAGCUCUAGCAGGAAAAAACAAUCAUAUAAGAUGUUAUGACUUAUGUAGUUUGCGAUUAUUAAUACGAAGUAAAAUAUCACGUCAAACGAUUCAAGUUAUCCCAAAAACGUCAACUCCUCCAAGGUCACCAGUAAGUCAUGGAAGAUCAAGAUCCAUAGAUUUUUCAAUUUUAGAUCUAAAUUCACAAAAUAUAGGAACUGAACUUCCCGAUAUACCAUUAAGAAGGUCAACAACCUUGGAUGACUUGGAUAUAAUUCCCAAUAAUUACUCAUCUGCAGCAAGUUCUUCAAGUUCUUUACAAGAAAGUGAAAUAAAUGAUAAUUCCUUUAGACCUUCAAGUCUUCCUUCACCUCGACAUCUUCGACGACAUACGCGACAUUCUAGUCAUCAGAAUCCACUAUCAUUAAUAACAAAUUCUGUCGCUUCAGCAGAAGUACAUGAAAAGCAACAAAAUCUUCCCGUUCAAUGGUCAUCAGAUUAUUUUAAACUUCCUGGUACAAGGAUGGCCCUUUCAUUUGUUGUAAGAAAUGGACCAUUGAGAACGUACCUCGCUGUUUUAUCAAAACAAAAUAUUUUCUUGUUUGAAUUAGAUUUUGGUGACGCAACGAGAGGACCAGAAUUUUUACAUACUAGAACUUAUUGGUUACCUCAAACUCCGAAAUUUCUUCAAAUGUCUGUACAUGAAGAUCAAUUAAUUGAUAUCAUUGCGGUCUUUCAUACGGAAGUUAUAUGUAUAGGCAUUGAAGAUGCACGUGUGAGAGAAAUUUCAAUUUCAGAAGAAUUACGUUCCCCUGAUUUAAUUAAUAAUUCUUCAAAUGAUUCAGAAAAUAUGACUUGGCAAACAUUUACACAACUUCCUUGGAUUCCAACCCUUGAUCCAGAAUUUGUCUCCGAAUGUUUUACAAUUCCGCCUCCUUAUAAUUUGAUCAUAAAUGAAGAUCCUUCAGCAAUGUUAAAUCCCAUACCGGUAUUUGAGACGGGAAAUAUUGACUCUUUAUUUUUUGCUACUUUUGGAUCAAAGUCAAUGAUAGUUGAUUCUAAAGGGAGACCAUUUUCUACAAUCGUAUUUCAAUGGACUUAUCCACCUUUGCAAGUUGAAUUUCUUAAACCUUCGCAGGCUGAAGGUGAAUCUUAUGUAGUUGGAUUCGGUAAAAAUAUGGUUGAAGUAAGAAGUUUUAACACUGGAAGAAUUGUUGAAAAUGUCGUGAGGGGGGUUGAUGUUGUUCAUUUAGGUAGAGGACGAAAUCGUGAAGUUAUAUGGGGAUGUUCCUUUAAUAAAGGUUCAAAAGGUGUAUGUUUAUAUAAAUUAGAUGGCCCACGCAAAUGA